Aplosporella prunicola CBS 121167 is the source of this 1035-nucleotide messenger RNA. RefSeq lists its product as uncharacterized. Gene Ontology annotation, molecular function: oxidoreductase activity; nucleotide binding. Gene Ontology annotation, cellular component: cytoplasm. The record is from RefSeq and is a predicted model, not a curated record. Lineage: Eukaryota; Fungi; Ascomycota; Dothideomycetes; Botryosphaeriales; Aplosporellaceae. Bases 1 to 1035 code for a protein of 344 amino acids. The transcript is spliced from 6 exons. Gene Ontology annotation, biological process: NADPH regeneration.
AUGUCUGUAGGCGUGGCAAUCAUCGGUAGCGGCAUCUUCGCUCGCGAACAGCACCUGCCCGCCGUGCAAGCCGCGCCCUCCCUCACGCUCAAGGCGCUGUACUCGCGCUCUCUCGCGUCCGCGCAGGCUCUCUCCACCAACCUCACCAAUGUCGAUCUCUACAGCGACGACGCCGGCGCAGGCAAAGCGUACAAAGACCUGCUUGCCCGGGACGACAUCAAAGGCGUGAUCAUCGCCCUCCCCAUCCCCGCCCAGCCGGAGUACAUCAAAGCGGCGCUCUCGGCCGGCAAGCACGUGCUCUCAGAGAAGCCCAUCGCGCAAGACAUGGCGACGGCGCGCUCGCUGCUGCAAUGGUACGACGAGCAUGUCGACAAGGCCAAGGCCACCUGGGGCGUGGCCGAGAACUACCGCUACAUCGACUCGUUCCUGUACGGCGCCGAGAAAGUGCGCGAGCUGGGGCGCGUGCUCGGCUUCAGCACCAAAGUGCACUUGAUGGUGCAACCGGGCGCGAAAUACUACGAAACGUCCUGGCGCAAAACGCCCACCCACCAAGGCGGCUUCCUCCUCGACGGCGGCGUGCACUUCAUAGCCGGAACCCGACUCCUGCUCCCCACAACCACGCCCCCCGUAGCCCUAACCGCCUUCUCGACGCAGCUGCAAGCGCACCUCUCCCCCGUCGACACCAUCGACUCCAUCUGGAAACUCUCAAACGGCAGCAGCGGCACCUUCAGCGCCAGCUUCGGCACCACCUUCGCCGGCUCCGAGUACCGCGUCGCGUGUGAGCGGGGCAGCGUGACGGUCGGCCGCGGCUUCGUUGUCGUGCAGCCGACCGGCAUGGCCGAGAUCCGCCGUGACUUUCCCGAUGAGGGCAGUGGUGUCAAGCAGGAGGUUAGGGCGUGGGCGGAGAAGAUUGAGAGUGCCCAGGAGCUCGAUGAGAGACAGUGCCCUGUCGAGGCCCUGAGAGAUUUGGAGAUCUUGGAGGCUAUGCUCAGGAGUGGAGAAAAUGCUGGAAAGUCGGUCGAGCUCGAGGCUUGA